Molecule: messenger RNA, 2097 nt
Organism: Eimeria necatrix
Lineage: Eukaryota; Apicomplexa; Conoidasida; Eucoccidiorida; Eimeriidae
Exons: 1
Coding region: 1-2097 (698 amino acids)
Source: RefSeq, a predicted model, not a curated record
AUGGCGAGACGCAAACACGGGAAAGGGGGCCCAGGGGGGCAGCUGUCGGGGGCCCCAGAGGAAGCAGCAGCAGCAGCAACAGCAGCCGCAGCAGCAGCAGACACAGCAGCAGAAGCAGCAGCAGAAGCUGCAGAAACAGAAAAUGCUGCUGCUCUCCACGCUGCAGAUAACGCAGCAGGACCUGCCGGCGCAGCAGCAGCACCUGCAGGCACAGCAGCAGCAGCAGCAGCAGAAUCAGCAGAGGAGGCAAUAGCAGCAGCAGCAGCAAUACACGGAGGAACGAAAGCAAACGAAGCAGCAGACGCAGCAGCAGAUGCAGCAGCAGAUGCAGGUGCAGCAGCAGCAGCAGCAGCAGCAGAAGCGGCUUCUGGGCCUCACAGCUCGCCGCUGGUACCAUUUGAAGGGGACGCGCAGCAGCAGCAGCAGCAGCAACAGCAGCAGCAGCAGCAACAGAAGCAACAGCAGCAGGUCAGUCAUGAGCCCGAGCCGCUGGAUAUCGAGAAGCAGCAGCAACAGAAGCCUCAGCGCGAAGAGAAGCAGCAGCAGCAGCAGCAGCAGCACCAGGAGCAGCAGCAGCAGCAACAGCAGCAGCAGGAGCAAGAGGAGCAACCACACCAACGGCAGCAGCAGCAGGACCAGGAGGAAAAGCGAGCUCACUUGGAGCAGCAGCAGCAGCAGGAACAGCAAGAGCCGCAGCAGCAGCAGCAGCAAGUGGAGCAGCAACGCCAAGAAGAAGUGCAGCAAACAGAGCAGCAGCAGCAGGAUCAGCAGCACAAACAGAGUCAGCAGCAGCAAGCGCAACAGCAGGGCGGACAAGAGAAGCCGCAGCAGCAGCAAGAAGAGCAGCAGCAGCACGAGCAGCAGCAAAAGAAUGAACAGGAGCAGCAGCGGGAGCAGCAACAGGAGCAACCGCAGCAGCACCACGAGCAACCGCAGCAGCAACAGGAAGCGCAAGAGCAGCAGCAGCAGCAGCAGCAGCAGCAGCAGCAGCACGAGAACGUGACAAAAGGUGCGGCGGAGCAGCAGACUGAGAAGCAGGCAGCUGACAAAACAGAAGCAGCAGCAGCAGCAGCAGCGGCAGCAGCAGCAGCAAAGGCGCAACACAAAGAGAACGAGGACACAGCAGCAGCUCCAGAAGCAGCUGCAGCAGCAGCAGCAGCAGCUGCUGCUGCUGCUGCAGCAGAGAUACACCAAGACCCCUCAGGCGUCUCCAUGUCUUCCAAAGACAUCCAGGGGGAUAAGGCGCCGUCCCAGACCAGCAGCAGCAGCAGCAGCAGCAGCAGCAGCAGCAGCAGCAGCAGCAGCAAGGUGCCGCCCCCAGUAGUGCCUGUCAGCGAGGCUGUGGGCUCGCUUGCUGCUGCCUCGUCACUUCCAACUGCAGCAGCAGCACCAGCAGCAGAGGCAGCAGCAGCAGGACCAACAGCAGAGAUAGCAGCAGCAGCACCGAAAGCAGAGGAAGCAGCAGCAAGGCCAGCAGCAGAAGCAGCAGCAAUGCCAGCAGCAGCAGCGGCAGCAGCAGCAGCAGCAUCCCCGCGAGCAGCAUCUUUGUCUUCCCAGCCAGAAACCGCAGCAGCAACACCUGUGCCAGAAACAGACGCAGCAACCCCAGCAGCAGCAGCAGCAGCAACCCCAGCAGCAGCAGCAGCAACCCCAGCAGCAGCAGCAGCAGCAGCAGCAGCAGAAGAGUGGUUUCCCAUCAAAACAAUAAAUGCUUUUGGGGCCCCCAGACGCAUUUUGCUGCAGGCAAAUAAUGGGGCCUGUCCGCUGCUGGCCAUUGCGAAUUGCCUCAUACUUAAGGGGCAGCUGGAGCUGCGCGUGCAGCAGCAGCAGCAGCAGCAGCAGCACGAGCUGCAGCAGGAGCGAAUCAGCAGCAGCGAGCUGCUGCAGCUGCUCUCGGAACUGCUGCUGCUGCAGGACACCCCAGGGGCUGAAGACCCAGAGGCUCACGCCUACACAAUUGGCGAUGCAAGUAGUGUUGCUGCUGCUGCUGCUGCUGUUGCUGCUGCUGCUGCUGUUGCUGCUGCUGCUGCUGCUGCUGCUGCUGUUUGUCCGUGUGGGUGCAUCCCUGCUUGUUUGCUGCUGCCUCGCGUCCUGUGA